AAACUUUUUGCAUUAAAUCCAUUUGAAUGACUUUUGUCACGGUAUCGUUCCUACUACGCAAUAUUCCAAACUUUGAUUGAAUUGAAAACCAUUUUGCGACGAAACUUGAUUUUCAGAUCUUAUAUAUCUAAUUCUCAAGAUGGAUGAACGGAGCCGUUACGUGAAGCUGACUAAAGAUCAGACAACUCUUGAAGAAGAUAUCAAGCCUGGUGAACUUAAUCAGCCAAUUCAGGUUCCUCAGUUGGAUGUUAAGAAGUGCAUGGAAUGUGGACAGCCAUUACCCGAAAGCUAUGCACCUCCUGCUGAUGAGCCUUGGAUGACUGGGAUCUUUGGAUGUGCUGAAGAUAGGGAUAGUUGUUUGACAGGACUGUUUUGUCCUUGUGUUUUAUUUGGGCGCAACGUAGAAAGCUUGAAUGAAGACACUCCUUGGACUGGACCAUGCAUUUGUCAUGCCAUUUUUAUUGAGGGUGGCAUUGCUCUGGCAACAGCGACUGCAGUUUUUAAUGGUCUGAUUGACCCAGGGACAUCAUUUCUCAUUUUUGAGAGCUUAUUUUUUACUUGGUGGAUGUGUGGCAUAUACACUGGUCAGGUUCGCCAAUCCUUACAGAAGAAUUAUCAUUUAAAGAAUUCGCCUGCUGAUCCUUGUUGUGUCCACUGCUGCCUGCACUGGUGUGCCUUGUGUCAAGAGCACAGGGAAAUGAAGGGACGGCUCUCAGAAAGUAUUGCCUCAGAAAUGACACUUGUAAAUGCUCCUCCGGUUCAAGAAAUGAAGUCUGCUGAUGAAAAGAAAAGUCCUGAAGCCUCUUCAUCUAAUAGCAACGAGCAUACUGAUUUACAAAUUCAGGCUCUAUAAAGUACUGCCAUUGUUCGUAUUUAAACGAGCAUGUAUUUUGGAAUUUUGCUUUAUAGAGGAUUGUUUUCUUGUACCUUUGGGCUGAGUUUGUUAAUGGUAGAACCGAUGAAGUUGGUUAA
Messenger RNA from Trifolium pratense (red clover), 972 nucleotides. RefSeq names its product cell number regulator 6-like. The coding region runs from base 140 to 853 and encodes 237 amino acids. Lineage: Eukaryota; Viridiplantae; Streptophyta; Magnoliopsida; Fabales; Fabaceae. The record is from RefSeq and is a predicted model, not a curated record. The transcript is spliced from 5 exons.